This is a messenger RNA of Coturnix japonica (Japanese quail), 3915 nucleotides long. RefSeq names its product SH2B adaptor protein 2 (gene SH2B2). NCBI's taxonomy places the organism in Eukaryota, Metazoa, Chordata, Aves, Galliformes, Phasianidae. Gene Ontology annotation, biological process: antigen receptor-mediated signaling pathway; intracellular signal transduction. The record is from RefSeq and is a predicted model, not a curated record. Gene Ontology annotation, molecular function: transmembrane receptor protein tyrosine kinase adaptor activity. Gene Ontology annotation, cellular component: plasma membrane.
GUCCAUCCGAGAGCCUCGUUCGGCCGUACGGACCCGUCGCUUUGAGCCAUGCACCUGCGAGGGUGGAAACGAGCUGCCCCGGGGACACGCUGAGCUGCGCCGGGAGUGGAGCCCGCCGGCAGGUGGAAUGGGGCAGCCAUGAACGGCGAUGCCCUGUGCCAGGAGCCCUCCUCCCCGCUCCCCGACUGGCGUGAGUUCUGCGAGCUGCACGCCCAGGCGGCCGCCGUUGACUUUGCCCAGAAGUUCUGCCAGUUCCUGAAGGAGAACCCGCACUACGACACGCCGGGCGCCGAGGCUUCCUUCUCACAUCACUUUGCAGCCAACUUCUUGGAUAUCUUCAGCGUGGAGGUCAGCCGGGUCUUCGUCUCCGACUCACCCACCAAGUACAACAUCGUGCCCUUCGUGGGGCUGCAGAACUGCCACGUGCCCUACGGGCGAGAGGUGGCCCAGAGGAAGGAGGAGACGUCCACGGAGUCCUUGGACAGCAUGGAGGCCCCAUUGGGUGCCGGCCGUUAUCUCAGCCCGGCGCAGCAGGCGCAGGCCCGCAAAGUGUCCUCCUAUGGGCAGUCCCGCAGCUCGGAGGAUGUCUCCGUGCAUGCAUCCACCAAGCCCAAGUUCAAGAAGGGCUUCUCCUUGAGGAACAUGAGCUUGUGCGUGGUGGACGGCAUGAAGGAGAUGUGGCACCGAAGGUCUUCUCCUGAGCCAGGCGCUGAGGCAGCUCCAGGCAACAGGAGGGCUGAGAGGGAGCCGUGGGGCAAGGAGCCCAAUGACCCCCGGGAGAAGUGGACCCACAAGCUGCGUCUGUCCAAGGCGCAGACCUCCAAGGUGGAGCUGGUGGACAUCCAGAGGGAGGGCACGCUGCGCUACAUGGUGGCCGACGACACGAACUGUGUGGGGAGUUCGCAGUGGCAGAAGUGCCGCCUCCUGCUGCGCAAGGCUGUGAAGGUGGAAGGGGAGAGGUUCCUGCUCGAGUUCUACGUCCCUCCCAAGGCUUCCAAGCCCAAGGUGAGCAUCCCGCUGUCAGCCAUCAUCGAGGUGCGGACCACCAUGCCUUUGGAGAUGCCUGACAAGGACAACACCUUUGUGCUGAAGGUGGAGAAUGGUGCUGAGUACAUCCUGGAGACCAUUGACUCCCUGCAGAAACACUCAUGGGUGGCGGAUAUCCAGGACUGCAUUGACCCCGGGGACAGUGGGGAUGACAUCGAGUUGGCGUCCUGUGCACAGGGAGCCUGCCUGCCGGGCAGGGCGUCCUCCUGCAGCUGCGAGUUCCUGGCUGAUGAUGCACACAGGCUGCCAGAUAGAUGUGCCCUGCCUGGUGCUCACAAUGCCACCACCACUGCUGUGCCUGCACCCCACGGCCGGGGCAGGGACUCCAUGGGGGAGCUGCUGGCCCACGUCCCACUGGAGAACUUCUUGCAGACACUGGAGUCUGCACCCGCAGCCAGCACACGCCUUGCAGGAGAGGACAGUGAAGCGGACACAGAGAUCAACCUCUCUGACUUCCCCUGGUUCCACGGGACGCUGUCGCGGAUCAAGGCAGCUCAGCUGGUGCUGUUUGGCGGUGCCCGGAGCCACGGUCUGUUCGUCAUCCGGCAGAGUGAGACACGGCCAGGGGAGUACGUGCUGACCUUCAACUUCCAGGGGAAAGCCAAGCACCUCCGCCUGUCGCUGAACGAGAGCGGGCAGUGCCACGUGCAGCACCUCUGGUUCCAGAGCAUCUUCGACAUGCUGCGUCACUUCCACACACACCCCAUCCCGCUGGAGUCGGGCGGCGCUGCGGACAUCACGCUCCGCAGCUACGUGGUGGCCCAGAGCCUGCAACCCGACGCUGGCCCUCCUCCAGCCCUCGUGCCACAGCCGCCGCUCUGCCGCACCGACCCACCUCCCCCACACUACUUCUGCAACACAGCGCCCGCCGCCCCGCCGGUCCCACCACCUGCAGAGGGGGUGGCUGUGCCCCCCGCCGUCCCCGCGCCCUACCACCGCCUGGAGGGAGCCCUGGGCCCCCGCAGCCGCAGCGACAGCGCUGAGCGCCGGCCAGAGCCCCCUGCCACCGGUGCUGAGGACUACCACGAUGCUGAUGGAGCCCGCAAUCGGACCCGGGCAGUGGAGAACCAGUACUCCUUCUACUGAGCCCCUCAGAGCGGGAUCGUGGGGGGACACGGGGCAACCAUGCCCCUUGCUGCUGCACCAGCCUCACUGCCACCACCAGCACUGGGGUCAGGACAUCCUCCUUGCUCCGUGUGAUGGCCCAGCUGGACCUGGCAGCACUGAGGGGGUGUGAGGUUGGCAGCAUCGGAGCUGUUUUGGAGCUUGCAGCACGUUCCCUUUCCCACCGGACCAAGUGUUCUCCCAGCACUGAGGUUUGGGUGUUUGGGGAUGGGGAUAGAAGUGUCCCUGCAGAGCUGUCCUCGUAGGCACAGGUCUGAGUGCCUGGAGGUACCAUGUGCCCCAUGCCCAGCCCAGCUCCAUCCUUGUGCAUCUCCGGGGCACACGUUUCCCAUGCUCUGCCAGGAGAAGGCUUUUUGUCCAAAGCUUGAUGCAUCUCAUUGGAGGAAGGUUUUUCCUUGCUUUCCUGCCCUUUCUCUUCCUUUGUCCUUUUUCUCCUUGUAGAGACUCCCCGAACACCCCCUUUCUUCCUCUCCUUUGCUUCUGAAACCUUGGAUGCCUACAAGAGUAUCAGCAGUCUUCUGCCUCCUUUCUACAGCACUCAUUGCCAUCGCUGAAGGCAAACCUUGGAAAAUACACCACCGGCCCCCUUUGACAUCAGCCCUUAGUUGAGGUAUCUCCAGGGGGAUCAGACAGAGGCCAGGUGCAGGGCUGGAGGCAGAACUGCCCCCACAGCACUCCCCAGGGGUGCAAACACUACAGACCUUCAGUAGAUGCUAUUGAAGACUUUUAUUAUUUUUUUUUUUUCUUAUAGAAAUUGGAAAAGCCCAGAGAGAGUGAAAGGAACGGGGCUGCUGCCAGGUGGGGUUGUGCAGGUGGAACACGGGGGCCGGGUUGGGCUGACAGCAUUGGGAUUUCCCUUGUUCAAAUGCCGCCCUGCCCUCACCGGUGCCAUGUGGCAGCGCUGCUGCCUGCAGGGACCAUGUGCUGUCUCUGCCUAUUAACAGCACAGUGGCUUUUGAGCAGACCCCUACAGCAGAUCUCCAGCAUGAAAAGGAGCUCCCUAUUUCACUGCUGAGACCUGGGGGAGAGCAGAGAGGAGAAAGAUGCUGGGGCCAGGCUGCUUGCUGGGAUUUGUGCUUCAUAUAGGGUAUGAGUCAAGCCACAGCCAAGCUCAAACUACAGUGAAAUGCCUGAAGAGUUGUUCUGGUGUCUGGUUUUGAUUUGGAUCAGAUAUUUUUUUGUUAGGUGCCUUCUAUCCUGAGCUAGCAAAGCAUGUCCCAGCUCUGGAGUCACUUCUCAUCCUUCCUAUGGGCAGGGAUGAUGCUGUCCAGAGCUGAGAGCUGCCUUCUGGGCUGCUGAGGGCUGGGAGUAAUCCUUCCUGCAGCCAGCUCCACUGGUGCAAACACACAGCCCUCUGCCAGCAGCCACUUCCCCACGCAAAGGCUGGGGCAGUGAGAGUGGGUAUUUCUCCUUGCUCGUGCUUGCUCGUGCAAGGAGAAGCUGGAUGCUCCUCAUCACUGGGUUUAACACAAACUCCCUUCACAUGCGCAGUGAUGGAGUGGGGACCUCCAGAUGUGGCACAGAUGUCACUGCUCUUGUUCUCCCCACAGUCCCCAGGUGGCGGUGGAUGAGAGCGCUGCCUUACAGACAGACGUGUUGGCUGAUUUGUCAUCAUCUGCGUCACGGGAUAGGAGCGGGGCGGGGGGGAGCAGCAAUCUGCAAACAAACAUGUUCAUUUGUAAAUAGGGAAGAGUCUGGAAGAGUUUACUGUUCUGUAGAAUAAAUUAAUUUUAUUUAAAAAAA